UGUGCACAGUUAAAGAAAUGGGGUCGACAAGUUAAUAAAUGGCCACUUGUUUACGGGAGGCCAGUCAGUGCAGUACCGGUCAGAACACUGGUGUAGUUCAGGCUCUACCCUCCUUACAUGUACACUUUUAAACUUGCUUUAUUCCCAGCGAUAUACUACCUAGGGAGGCGUGAUGGCAAAGUUUAAAAAGAAGCCAUGUGAAUGGUUGCCAGCCCGUUACGUCCUGACCGCCAUGUUUUUCCUGGGGAUGAUGAACGCCUACAUCCUCCGCUCCAACAUCAGUGUCGCCAUAGUCGCCAUGAUCAGGACCGCAGAGGCUGACGGGAACGGAACAGACGGCUCCACCAGCAUCUGUGGAGAAUUCAGCUUCGGAUCAACCCCUGCCAACAAAACUAUGCAGAACCAAGGGGAGUUCGACUGGGACGAGACGCAGAAAGGUCGCAUUCUUAGCGCCUUUUUCUACGGGUACGUCUUCAUGCAGGUGCCAGGAGGGUACCUGGAGACCAAGUUCGGGGGGAAGAAGGUGUACGGCAUAAGCAUGCUGAUAGGUGCUAUAUUGACCCUAUUGACUCCGGUGGCGGCCAGAGUAGAUUUCUGGUUCCUGUUCUUUGUGCGGUUCUUCAUGGGCUUCUUUCAGGGCGUGAUUUUUCCCGCUCAUCACGGCAUGUGGGGGAAGUGGGCACCGCCUCUCGAACGGAGCAGACUGUUGUCCAUCACAUGCACAGGCACGAAUGUUGGAACUGUGAUCGCCCUGGCGCUGUCUGGGUACAUUAUAGACCAGAUCGGCUGGCCCUGGGUCUUCUACAUCACAGGAAUCGUGGCUCUGGUGUGGUUUGUGGCCUGGAUGCUGCUAGUGCAUGACUCACCUGCCGAACACCCGAGGAUCUCCGAAGAAGAACGAGAGUACAUUGAGAGUUCUAUCGGCACGAAUGUACAAGAGGAUAUCCCAGUGCCAUGGCUGGAGUUUGCAAAAUCCAGAGUUGUGUGGUGCCUUCUGAUUGGUCACUUCUGUAACAACUGGGGAAACUACACCAUGCUGACGAACCUCCCUAAUUAUAUGGCCACCAUCUUGGGAUUCAACAUUGCAGAGAAUGGUCUUCUCUCCGCCCUCUCACCUCUGACCAUCUGGGUGUUCACUGUUACUGGAGGUUGGAUCAUUGACGUCAUCAGGUCACGUGAUAUUCUGGACACACUGAACUCCCGGAGGCUACUGACGGCAAUGGGUCAGUUCCUUCCCGCCAUCUUUCUGAUUAUCUCUGGAUUUGUGGGGUGUGACCGCGCAGCCGCAGUGGCGAUGUUGGCUCUGUCAGCAGGCUUUGGUGGACUGUCAACACCAGGGUUUAAGAUCUGUCACAUUGAAAUCGCCCCGCGGUUCGGAGGCAUACUGUUCGGCAUCACCAACGUGUUCGGGUCCAUCCCAGGAUUCAUUGCGCCCGAAAUCAUUGGCGCUAUGACCAACAACAAUCAAACUCGAGAGGCUUGGAUGAACAUCUUCUGGAUUGGCGCAUCGAUAUACGUGUUCGGAGGGAUUGUUGUGCUUCUGUUUUUGCGCACAGACAUCCAACCUUGGGCACAUGCGCCAGAUAAAAGUAGUGCAGAUCCAGAUGUCAUCUUCCUUGAGGACAUCCCAAACACCCGAAGCCAAAGGCACAGCGACGAAACUAAAGAAAAUUGAAUUCGGAUGCUGUAUAAGUGUAUUGAUGUAAAUAUAGAUUAUACCAAAAUGGAUAGUUUCAGGUUGCCACUCACUGAUUGCAUAACUCUCAUUGCUAUCGAUAUCACACCAUAUUGCCUGCAAACCGUUACAGUGUUUGGAUGCAUAUCUAACUAUGCUACUCAGGUGUGAAUUAGGGAUGUAUGUAGAUCUAGACACCUUUUAUUUUUUCCCAAAUAUACCAAAGAAGUCGCACAUAACUAUAAGUGUUUGAUUUGUUCUUCAAUGCCUUUAUUGUAAAUUGAAUGUAGUCCAAUAAGUAAAGGAUUUCAAUAUCAAUAAGUUGGUAGUGUAAUGGUCGACAGUUGAUUAAAGUUCAACUGACCUUGUUUUCGCCUACCAUUUCAUAGUAACUGUGCGCUGUCACGUACUUCACUCUGUUGCAGAAUAGUGACAACUGUGAUAAUUGAUCUUACAUAGUCAGGCUAUCUUCUCCUUAUUUCCCUCUUAAGGCGUGAGGUUUACACUUAAUUUGACAGAGGUAAGU
This is a messenger RNA of Branchiostoma floridae (Florida lancelet), 2201 nucleotides long. RefSeq names its product sialin-like. Gene Ontology annotation, molecular function: transmembrane transporter activity. The record is from RefSeq and is a predicted model, not a curated record. Gene Ontology annotation, biological process: transmembrane transport; monoatomic anion transport. Bases 173 to 1675 code for a protein of 500 amino acids. NCBI's taxonomy places the organism in Eukaryota, Metazoa, Chordata, Leptocardii, Amphioxiformes, Branchiostomatidae. The transcript is spliced from 12 exons.